Molecule: messenger RNA, 1422 nt
Organism: Antechinus flavipes (yellow-footed antechinus)
Lineage: Eukaryota; Metazoa; Chordata; Mammalia; Dasyuromorphia; Dasyuridae
Gene: PDX1
Product: pancreatic and duodenal homeobox 1
Exons: 2
Coding region: 143-1006 (287 amino acids)
Biological process (GO): regulation of transcription by RNA polymerase II; type B pancreatic cell differentiation
Cellular component (GO): nucleus
Molecular function (GO): DNA-binding transcription factor activity, RNA polymerase II-specific; RNA polymerase II cis-regulatory region sequence-specific DNA binding
Source: RefSeq, a predicted model, not a curated record
ACCUCACGAAGCUGUCAAAGUGAGCUGGGCAAGUGCGAGGAGCCGAAGGAUUGUGGGCGGGGGGUAGCUAAGUGACAUAGGGGAACUGCGGGACUAAUACUCGACGUAGAACUCCCUUGCAUCGCCUGGUCCCUUUCCAGUCAUGAAUGCCGAGGAGCAGUACUACGCUGCCACCCAGCUCUACAAAGAAUCGUGCGUGUUUCAGAGGUGCCAGGUGCAGGAUUACAGCCCCAGCCCCCCGGCGUGUCUUUACAUGGGGCGUCAGCAGCCGCAACCCCCUUACCCAGGGACCUUAAGCGCCCUGGAGCAGGGCAGCCCUCCGGAUAUUUCCCCUUAUGAAGUGCCCCCGAUCACAGAGGACCCAGGGGUCUCCCAUCUCCAUCUCCACCAUCCCUCUCAGCUUCCUCAUCCGCACCAGCAAACUAUCCCCUUCUCAGAUGGGACUGAGUCCGCGACUUUGGAGGAGCCCAGCAGAAUUCAGCUGCCUUUCCCAUGGAUGAAAUCGACCAAGUCUCAUGCAUGGAAAGGGCAAUGGACCGGCGGCUCCUACGUGGUGGAGCCGGAGGAGAACAAGCGCACGCGGACUGCCUAUACGAGGGCGCAGUUGCUAGAGCUGGAGAAGGAAUUCCUCUUUAACAAGUACAUCUCUCGCCCGCGUCGAGUAGAACUGGCCGUCAUGCUGAACUUGACCGAACGGCACAUCAAGAUCUGGUUCCAGAACCGGCGGAUGAAGUGGAAAAAAGAAGAGGACAAGAAGCGAGGUGGGGUGACAGGGGCAGGAGCAGGGGCUGGCGGCAAGGAACCGGAGCAGGACUGCGUGGUGUCCUCUGGGGAGGGGGCCAAAGAAGAGCUACUACAACAACCUCUGGGGGUGACCGUGCAGUCUGCUUCCCCUGCUGCUGCCUCAGCCCGGGAAGGGAGAGUGCCUCCCAGCCUUAGCAUCUCUCCCCAACCUCAGCCCCAGUGCCCGAGCGCCCAGGCCGCACGGCCGCAGGAAUCUCGGUGAAAGUUUGGGCGCACUUCAAAACCCUCUAGGAAGGAGGAGAUCAGGACUAGCGAGCCCCGGAUGUCUAUUUGCUGGGGGCAGGAGUCAGGAAAUAGUGCCACCCCCUACCCUCCACUGAGGAACUCAGCCACCAUCUGAGUCGAAAGGAGAGAGACCGCGCAGCCUUGUGUUCGCAAACUUUUGCGCACAAACAUCCGGAGAGAGAGAAAAAGAAACUGAAUUUUUUUUUAAUUUAAAAUUUUUAGAUUCUUUUUCUGAAACUGCCUUGAAGUGAUUGGAGCAAUAUGGUUUUGCUUUGAGUCACAAGCCUGGCAGAUGCCUCUGAAACUUCUUAACAGGCUUCCCCGAGCCAAGCUCCGGAGAGUCUGCUAGGACUUAGGAGCAGACUCUUCGAAAUAAAAGUAAAUUAAAUUAAA